Messenger RNA from Coregonus clupeaformis (lake whitefish), 5549 nucleotides. Its product is annotated as forkhead box protein J3. The record is from RefSeq and is a predicted model, not a curated record. Gene Ontology annotation, cellular component: nucleus. Gene Ontology annotation, molecular function: DNA-binding transcription factor activity, RNA polymerase II-specific; RNA polymerase II cis-regulatory region sequence-specific DNA binding. The coding region runs from base 343 to 2217 and encodes 624 amino acids. Lineage: Eukaryota; Metazoa; Chordata; Actinopteri; Salmoniformes; Salmonidae. The transcript has 12 exons. Gene Ontology annotation, biological process: regulation of transcription by RNA polymerase II.
UUGGUUGUCGAGAGAAAGGCGAACGGGAAAAGGCGGAGAAGCCAAAGAGGGACGCCACGGGCACAUCGGUGAGGGCACAACGGGUCUUACCUAGGACAAACGCCAAGAGUAUAGGCACCUGAGGGACUUGGUGGAAGAGGAGUGGGCCGUUACUUCAACACUGCCCUGGACAAAGGCAACGACCUGAUAUACCCAGGGCUUCACUCAGAGAGACUGCUAGACCGCUGAAGCCCUGAGCUGGGGGAGCCCUGUCCUCAGGCUCCACACCUCACCUGGCCUGCAUUUCACCCAUCAACCCCCUUCUACCACCACAGACUCGCCCCAGCCCAGCCUGUCGUCGCUAUGACGUCGGAGCUGGAGAGUAGUCUGACCUCCAUGGAUUGGCUGCCUCAGCUGACUAUGCGGGCGGCGAUCCAGAAGGCGGAUGCCCAGGGGCACCACGGUGGGCCGGGCAUGGUCAAGAAGAGCGCCAUGCUGGACCCCAACACUACGCUGGACCAGGAGGAGGUCCAGCAGCACAAAGACGGCAAGCCGCCCUACAGCUACGCCAGCCUCAUCACCUUCGCCAUCAACAGCUCGCCUAAGAAGAAGAUGACCCUGAGCGAGAUCUACCAGUGGAUCUGUGACAACUUCCCCUACUACAGGGAGGCGGGCAGCGGCUGGAAGAACUCAAUACGGCACAAUCUGUCAUUGAACAAGUGUUUUCUCAAAGUGCCUCGCUCCAAAGAUGACCCAGGAAAGGGCUCCUACUGGGCCAUCGACACCAACCCAAAGGAGGACGCCCUGCCCACACGGCCAAAAAAGAGGCCGCGGUCCGGAGAGCGGGCUUCCACACCGUACAGCCUGGAGUCAGAGUCUUUGGGAAUGGACUGUAUGAUCUCUGGAAGUGCCUCUCCAACUCUGGCAAUCAACACUGUGACUAACAAGGUGGCAUUAUACAACCCAGACCAGGAUGGGAGUGACAGCCCAAGAAGCAGCCUUAACAACAGCCUGUCUGACCAGAGUCUGGCCUCCGUCAAUCUGAACAGUGUGAGCAGCGUGCACAGCUACACACCGGUGACUAACCACCCAGAGCCGGUGUCUCAGUCGAUGAGCCUCCAGCAGCCCCUCCAGCAGCCCCUCCAGCCCCAGUACAACAUGCCAGAGAGGGACAAGCAGCUCCUCUUCUCUGACUUUGAAGAUCUCAGUGCCUCCUUCCGCAGCCUUUACAAGUCUGUCUUUGGGCAGUCCUUCAGCCAACAGGGUUUGAUGGGCAUGCCAACGGAGUCAUCCCAGCAGACCCACACCUCCUGCUCCUAUCAGCACUCCCCCAGUGGCACCAUUAGCACCCAGAACAGCCUGACAAACAACCACUCCAGCAGCGGUGGCCAGGUGCCCCUGUCCCACCCUCCCCAGCUCCCGGGCCAGAACUCCCACCCGGGCCAUGGCUCGCCCCACGCACAGCACCUCUCCCAGCACGGCCCACACAACCAACACGCCCAGCACACCCAACACAACCAACACCAACACCCACAGCACCCCCAUCACCCUGCACACUCCCAGCAUUGUCCACACCCAUCGCAGCACGCCCAGCACCCGCAGCAGCACACGCCGCACCCCUCCCAACACGCACAGCAGCACUGCCAGCACCCUUCCCAGCAGCAGCAUCAAAGCCUGGCUCACCAGCCUCAUCCUGCCCAGCAACAGAUGGCCUGCAACACGGGUCUGCCCUCUGACUGGUACCCAAAUCUGGACGCACUGAAAGAGAGCUGCCGUAUUGCCAGCAGUUAUAACUGGGCUGAUGUCGACCUUUCACCUUUUCAAGGACUGAAGGAGAGCAUGAGACUUGCAGAGCAGAACAACUGGGCCCUGGAGCCCACACAGAUCGCAGAUCUCUGCUCAUCUAUCAACCAGUUCUUCGCCCGCACCGGCGUCAUUCAGCCACAGGGGGCAGUGCAGCCACCACCCGUACCCGUAUGCCAUGGCUCCAUGCACCCCAACAAGCCCAGCCAGCACAUCACCACAGGAAAUCUCUACAUGGACUCCAGACAGAGCAUGUCUAUGAUGGGCCCCCCAGGGUACCCCCACAUGCCCCCCAUGAGCAGCGCAGGCCCCACAAUGACAGGACACCAUGCACAGAUGAACCAGCAGCACAUGAUCUCUCCCAGAAACUUCCAGAUGCACCGCAUGCCAGCUGAUGACAUCCAGGAUGACUUUGACUGGGACUCUAUUGUCUAAUGUUAGUUGUUCUGCCCCUAUGAGGAGCGGUCAGGAGGUGCAGAGCAGGUGGGAGUAGGCGGAAGAAACCAGGCUGAGCUGGACGCUCUAACGAGGAGACUGACUGCUGCUGCUGCUGGUGGGAUACAGAACAGAAGAACAGGUGUCAUUUUCCGAGGAGAGAGGGAGAGAGACUUCAGAGUGCUGACAUUUUUACAAACAAAAACGAAACAUACAAAAUAAAUGUUACUUUGAAGACAAUCAUAUUUACUAGGACAUGUUUAAAUGGUGGCUUAUGUGCUUGUCUUGACGAGGCAAGUAGCACACGUUCAUGUCAAAACAAAUCCUCCAGUCCUCGUCCCUCAGCCAGCAGCUUUCCAAAGUUCCCCCAGCUCCCUCCGUAACUGUUGUGUGAUAUGAGCGACUUGUUCCACUUGUUAUCCUUCUCCUGUUGACUUUAGGCCUCAGCUGCCUCUUGGAUGAGAUUGUCUCUCUCUAUUCGUUUUUAUUAUUUUAUGGAAAACGCAGGCUGCCUCAGUAAUGUGGUGCUUGUUGGUCACCUAUGGGUGGACGAUGGAUCCCCAAUAGUGGGUUUAUUGGUAGAAAGGUUAGGUUUACAAUAACUGAGGUUAUGUUAUGAACAGGGUGUUUUGCAUUGAACUAGGCUUCAUAUAAAGAUUACAAAUGCUUUAUCAUAGAGUAAUCUAUCCAGUUGUCCUUUAACCAACCCACCUGGCCCAUUUUUUAAAAAGCUGAUUGUGUACAUUCAGAAACAUUACCGGCAGUAUUUGUUGUGGUUUUGUGUCUAUUCUGUCAAAAAUGUCAUACCUUUAUCUCCAAUACUCCAACAAGACUGAGUGGAUGAAUGAGUGGAUGAAUGAGUGGAUGAAAUCCAGACCUCCUCAUCACAUUUGUUUUCUUCGUCUGGCUUUUUUUCCUUUGUCUGAAUAAUACGUUCUCUAUCACUACAUCCUUCCACUGGUCCUGCAAUCAAUGAGAUUGAUUAUAAUUUCCCUGUACUAGUGUAUUAAGGGAAUAGUUCAUAGUUAAUACACAAAAUGAAUUUGAGUACACGUAUACGUCUGUAGGUGUCUCUUCAUCUAUUCUAGGAUAUUUUCCUAUUCUCUCAUGAUGCAGGAAAUGUACUGAUUUAACUCAAUUAUUAAAUCAUAGGGUCUACUACAAGCAAUAGGAAUGUUCUUCAUUCAGAUGCUAUCCAUCUGAAAUCAUCAGAAUCAGUAUCAAUCUCCCCAAUAUGUUAUUGGUUGUGACCCAGUCAGACUUCCACUGCAAGGCAGGAAAUAUGCUGUCAUACCAUAUAAAAAAGGGAACGAGGUGUGUGUGUGUUUGGUUUUAUUGUAAUUUUAGGGCUAUGGUUGUUUGUUGCAAUCAUCUGCAUAUGCUAUCAAUGAGCACAAAACGGAUGCACACACAAAAAAAGAUGAAUGCAAAGGUUAGAGGCAGAUAUGGAUUUUGUAGGCAGGGUUUCUUAUGCAGACAAAUGAGCGCUCUGGUCAACAGCCAAGUGGAGAUAGAGGAUGGGAGACUAGUGGUGCUGGAAACACUCCUGUUCUCUCUGUGCCUCAGUGGUGCCUUAAUCAGACUGGCCCUGAACCCUCAUCAUGGUGCUGCGUUGAACCUAUAUGGGAGCUUCAUCUGGGUGUAGCACAGUUCAUCUUACCUUUUUACUUUGUUCCUCCGCUAUUGGCCCCUUAGAAAAACUAAAGCUGUGGCUGGAGUUUGUUUUACUCCAUUGCUGAAAAUGUUUUUGUUGUUGUAAUCGAACAACAAUCAUGACAUUGUUUUGUAAGAUCACAACACCGCUGGGCCCAGACACCAAUAUGUCUCUUGUGACAGUGUACAUGUGUAGAUACAGAACGGUCAUUGUCCUUUUGAAACAGGAUGCAGAAGAAAAGUGGGGAAGCUUGGAUGGAACUAGAGCUAGCUCUUUUCACAGCAACCUAUACUGCCAGGCAUGUCUGAAAGGUUUCACAGAUCUUUUAGCAGCCAGUUCAUUAAUAGUGCCCGUUAUUUUUGAUCUUAUAGGCUAAAUGGGGUUUUAUUUUACACCAUUUUUUUCAAUUUCUUACUUCUGCUACCUGUACCGGGUUUUGGGUUGGAUUCCCAAAUGUUCUUUGUAUUUGAAACCGUUGUGUGUGGCUCAUUGUCUUGCCUGUGGAUACCCAUUGAGUGUUUUAGGCUUUGUUUGAUGGCCAAAAUCAGUCAGUCAUUCAGUCAUUUAAAGCACAGUCUGAUUUGCUCAUUCAGUUAAAAAGUCAAGAUCACUUAAGAUCUUCAUUAGUGAAGGAGGAGUACUUUAUGGAGAAGAGAUGAGUGUAGCGAUUUUGAAUUUGCCAUUUGACUGCUCGAUAAAGUCAACUUGGGUGCUGCAGACUCUGGGACUGACCCAAGGGAUGGGUGUUUAGAGGGAGACGGUAAGAAUGUGGACAUGAAAGUGAUGGGGAAGUCUUGGCAGCCCAUUGUUUUUGUAUGUUGCAUUUCAUCACUGGUAAUGAUGAAGAAGGCGCUGACGGAAAACGCUAGAUGACAGUCGUAGGGUUCGUAGGAAACCCACAGCUCAGAGGAGAUUGAAAGGGUGGAUGUGAUCAGAGGUAAAGAAGAAGGGAAAGAUCUGUGUGUGCUUGUGCGUCUGUCUGUGUGCGAGCGAGUACAUUUUGCUUAAAAAUACAAUUUAAAAAAAUGUUUUUAUACUGCUGGGGAUGUACUUGCCAGAGAGAUUACUAUGAUAUGAAAAAAGAAAAUAAGCCUUGUGCGCUUGUUACAUUACGGAGAAAACUGCCAACAAGUACUGCUGAUUGAGGCCUAUUUUAUUCAGUGCUGGUGUGUUGUUGUGCUUCUUGUAAAUAAAUGUAUUUUCAAUCAUCCCUUUUUCCUCUUGGGGGCGGGGCAUCAAGGCAGGGGGUGGGUCUUACUCAUGAAAGAGGGAAAAGAAUAGAGUAUUUUGUUAUUCUCCAAUCAGAGGGUGAGACCGUAUGUGUAUAUAUCUAUAUUGUAUAUAUGUGAUGAAAAUGUGUUGGCUUUUUGUGACACUACCUUUUACCUGUACUAUGGUUCUACAUUCAGUGUUUCAAUGUUGAUAAUAUAUAUUUUGUUUUGUUUUUCUGUUUUUGAUUUUGUCUUUGUCAUUUCUUGUAUUUGUUUUCUUUUUCUCCUUUUAGUCCUCUUGGUUAUUGCACGGUUUAUUACUUUUGCUGUCCAAUGAGGUGAUACAGCUACUAUUUGUAUUGGUUUAGUGCUGUAAAAUAACUUGUUAUUAGAAUUGUCGAUUUCCCCCCCCCCCCAUCCCCAAUAUGCAUGAAUGGCACUUAAAGAAAUAAAAUAUGUUAACUUCA